Messenger RNA from Zychaea mexicana, 780 nucleotides. RefSeq lists its product as uncharacterized. Lineage: Eukaryota; Fungi; Mucoromycota; Mucoromycetes; Mucorales; Lichtheimiaceae. The transcript has a single exon. The record is from RefSeq and is a predicted model, not a curated record. The coding region runs from base 1 to 780 and encodes 259 amino acids.
AUGGCACAGCAACCGUCAGAUUGGCAGAAACAAAUUACUGAAAGUUUAAUCAACCAGCAGCGAUCCACCACGCCACACUCGAACGACACGGGUGAAUUUACACCUCCACCUCGACCAAGUACAGAAACCACUGUACCAGAUGACGAGAAACGCUACUCGCCCCUGAUUUCGCCCUUGCCACCCAAUGCCGUCGUAUUCAAACAUUCAGAUCCCAACAACGAUUCGUCGUUCAAUCGAUUCAUUGAAACAGAGUACGGCCCUGUGCUCCAUAAUCGACUAUCCGAAGGAUCGUUGAAACAACAGCAGCAACCUAGCAACACUGGGGUUGUCCACAACAAGCAUUCGGACUCGACUUUGCGUAACUCAAAGCACUAUGACAACGACGGCGACGAGAACCUGGCAACGUUUUGGACAGCACUCGCCAAGGACCUGGACACAAAGAAAAAACAGCAUAUGCAGCAAGCUUCUGUCAAGCACAACUCGGACUGGUACCAAGGAUACGAUUACAAUGCCACCGAGAGCAAUGGCUUACCGGCUCCUUGGUGGGUCACCAAGCACGAUGAAGAUGGCAUAUAUUCUGUGGGUGCCUUACUAUUCAUCAUUGGAUUCAUAUGUCCGCCUCUUUGGUGGGUUGGCGCAGUGUGGCCGCGGAGGCCGCGUGAACGUGGCGGCAAAAUGGCUGAACGGUGGCAAAAACUGAACCGUAUCAUGUCCAUUGGUUUCAGUGUUGUAUUAAUUCUUGCAAUUAUCAUUUGUGUUGCAGUCUGGAAGAGCAGCUAA